GUUGACACAAAGAGAGGAAGGAAAAUCAAUCACCGACCCCUCACGCACGCAAGCCUUUUCCCCCAUUCUCCGGCGGCGGCAGCUAUGGCGGCGGUGGCGGCAAGGUCCGGGCUCCGACGGAUGUUCUCCAUCGCCGACUUCGCGACGCCGAACACGCGCAUGUUCUCCAUCUCGGCCUUCGCGCCGCCGAGCCCGCCCACGCCUCCCCCGAAGGCCGACCCCUCCCCCAACCUCUUCGUCUCCGGGCUAAGCAAGCGUACAACAACUGAUGGACUUAGAGAAGCUUUUGCAAAGUUUGGGGAAGUUGAACACGCUCGAGUUGUCACAGAUCGUGUCACUGGUUUUUCUAAGGGGUUUGGCUUUGUAAGGUAUGUUUCGGUUGAAGAUGCAGCUAAAGGAAUAGAAGGAAUGGAUGGAAAAUUUCUGGAUGGAUGGGUUAUUUUUGCCGAAUAUGCUAGACCCAGACCACCGCCGCAGAUGGGAGGGGCAACUCUGCAGCCACAACAAUCAUGGGGCACUCCUUCUGGUUCCUGGGGCUCACAGUAGAUGAAGGGACAAUCAUUCUACCUGGCUGUGCGUCUGACAGCGUAUCAGUCAGCCAUCGCAGUCUACAUUUAGAUCAUAGCUACCAUGGUGUUGUCCCAGGUGUGAACACCCUUGCCUGAUCCAAUAUUCUUGUCGUGUUGGACUGGUCGUUUACGGCCUCCACAUGGAGAAGCACUUGUGGAACCUUAUAUGGACCAAGCAGGUAUUACUGUCAGCAUGCAACAGCUUCGGACCAUUGCUAAUAAUGUCUUCUUGUCCCUUUUAUUUGAAUUGUCGUAAGCCUUAUCAGCUGCUGAUGGCAUGUGCCGCUCUUGUACUACUGGAUAAUGACUCGUAGCUCGGAAUAAGAACACGUUUUGCAAGCGAA
Molecule: messenger RNA, 913 nt
Organism: Triticum urartu
Lineage: Eukaryota; Viridiplantae; Streptophyta; Magnoliopsida; Poales; Poaceae
Source: RefSeq, a predicted model, not a curated record